GCCUUCCUUCCUUCCCUCGAAGUUGGGGAGGCAGCGCCUGUUUGUUUUUCGCCCCACCUGCUGGGAAAAGAAGCCACACUCUUUUCUAAAGGGCUGGCGCGGGGCAGAGGCAUCUUUCCUCGCCUCAACUUUGGGAGAGAAGAAGAGCCCAGAGGCGAAGGAGAGCAAGGGACUCCGGCGGGGAAGAGACUCGCCCUCGCUGUCGCCACGGAGUCUCCCCCUCGAAACCAGGAAGCGAAGGAGCCCCUCUGGCUGCCCCUCCGCCUCAUCCGCACGCUCCCGCUUUCUCUCUCUCUCCUGACUCGCUCCUGGGGUUGCAGCCAGAGGCUCAUUAGCAGCCGCGAAGGCCAGGACUCGCUCGCUCUCCAGCUCUCUCCGUGGCGUUUCUCCCCUCAAGUUGGGCACUUUGGGAAGCGGGAGAAAGACUUCAGGCGAGGACUUGACGUUUCCUCCGGAGUCAAGGCACGGAAGUUUCUCUCUGCCGGGUCGCUUCUACGUCCUCCUCUCGCAACACUCUCCGCUUUGGGGUCUCCAUCCUCCUCGCUUUCCUCCUCCGCGGCGUGCGUGCUUUCUGCCUGCCUGGGCUGGUUUGUUUUCUUCCUGGAGAGGAGCCUGCGAAGCGCCAAAGAAGACGAGCAAGGGACCGAGACCCUCGGUUUGCCUGCCUUCCUUCCUUGCCCUCUUUCCCGUUUGGACCGCCUCGCUCCCCCUUCCGCUCCGGAUCCCUCUUGGCUUUGUGGUCGCGCUCCUAGAGGCCUCCUUUUGCCUUUCCUUUGCCCCUUCCUCGCUGAAAAGAAAUAAAUACCUACAUUGAUUCCUUCCUGGUGGAUUGGCUGCUCCGUCGUCCUCCUCCUCCGCCGGCGAUGAAGCUCUCGCCUUGAAGAUGGAGACUCUCUGGGUGUUGCUUCUCUCCCUGGUCCCGGCGUGCGCCAAGGGCCAAGGGGUCUACGCACCUGCUCAGGCUCAGAUCAUCCAUGCUGGACAAGCAUGUGUUGUAAAGGAAGAUAACAUCAGUGAACGAGUGUACACCAUUCGAGAAGGGGACACCCUUGUUUUGCAGUGUUUGGUAACGGGGCAUCCACGGCCACAGGUGCGGUGGACCAAAACUGCUGGCAGUGCCUCAGAUAAAUUCCAGGAGACAUCAGUGUUUAAUGAAACCCUUCGAAUUGAGAAGAUACAGAGGCUGCAAGGGGGUCGCUAUUACUGCAAAGCAGAGAAUGGGGUUGGAGUUCCUGCUAUCAGAUCCAUUCGAGUAGAUGUACAGUAUUUGGAUGAGCCUGUUCUCACUGUCCACCAGACCAUAAGUGAUGUACGUGGCAGUUUCUACCAGGAGAAGACCGUCUUUUUGCGGUGCACAGUCAACUCCAAUCCACCUGCUCGCUUCAUCUGGAGACGGGGUUCUGAGACUCUUUCCCACAGCCAGGACAAUGGAGUUGAUAUCUAUGAGCCAUUGUACACACAGGGAGAAACCAAAGUCCUCAAGUUGAAAAAUCUCCGGCCCCAAGACUAUGCCAGUUACACAUGUCAGGUGUCUGUCAGAAAUGUGUGUGGCAUUCCUGAUAAGUCCAUCACCUUUGCUCUUACCAACACAACAGCACCACCAUCACUAAAGUUGUCUGUGAAUGAGACCUUGGUCAUAAACCCGGGAGAUAAUAUCACUAUACAGUGUUCAUUAACUGGUGGAGACCCUUUGCCUCGGGUAAUCUGGUCCCACUCACCAAGCCCCAUGCCCCGCAACAGCCUGAUUCAAGGGAGCAAUCUUACCAUCUGGAGUAUCCGAGUGGAAGAUUCAGGGUACUACAACUGCACUGCUAUCAACAAUGUGGGGAAUCCAGCCAAGAAGACAGUGAAUCUGCUGGUGCGAUCCAUGAGGAAUGCUACAUUCCAGAUCACUCCUGAUGUGAUCAAAGAGAGUGAAACUAUCCAGCUUGGGCAAGAUCUGAAGCUCUCUUGUCACGUGGAUGCUGUCCCACAAGAGAAGGUUUUCUACUUCUGGUACAAGAAUGGGAAGCUGGCCAAGCUCUCUGACCGGCUAGUUAUCAUCAGGAAUGAUCCUGAACUUCCACCAGUGACAAGCAGCCUGGAGAUAAUUGACCUCCGCUUCACUGACUAUGGCACAUACCUGUGUGUGGCUUCCUUUCAAGGGGCACCCAUUCCUGAUCUCAGUGUUGAAGUGAACAUUUCUUCAGAAACCGUUCCUCCAACCAUUAUGGUGCCCAAGGGCCAGUCCACCGUCACUGUCCGUGAAGGCUCCAGGGCAGAGCUACAGUGUGAAGUCCGAGGGAAGCCUAAACCACCCAUCAUUUGGUCCAGAGUAGAUAAAGAAGCUCCUAUGCCUUCAGGUGCCAUGACUGUGGAGACCAGUGAUGGCAAGCUGCAUUUGGAGAGAGUGACUCGAGAAAUGAGUGGGACCUACAAAUGCCAGACAGCCAGGUACAAUGGCUUCAACAUCAGAUCCCGAGAAGCCCUGGUACAACUCAAUGUACAGUUUCCUCCAGUAGUGGAGCCAGUUUUCCAGGAUAUCCGUCAAGCUGUGGGACGCAGUGUCACCCUUCGCUGUACCAUGCUAAAGGGAAGCCCAAUGAAAGUAGCCACUGCUGUCUGGCGAUUUAAUGGGAGUCUGCUCACGGUACCUCCAGCAGAGCAGCAGGACUACUCUGAGUAUAAGGUGGACAGUUUGAGCCGGGAGACAAGUGGCAGCUAUGAAUGUAGCAUCUCCAAUGAUGUUGGCGUAGCAACUUGCCUCUUCCAAGUGUCUGGCAAAGCAUACAACCCAGAAUUUUAUUAUGAUACCCCUAACCCCACCAGGAAGCAAUCCAAGAACUACUCUUAUGUCUUGCAGUGGACACAGAAGGAGCCUGACGCUGUUGAUCCCAUUCUUAGUUACCGGCUGGAUGUCCGUCAGAUGAAUCAGCGAGAUUUGCCUCCCAAAUCCAUUUCUGUGCGGAAGAUGGAAAAGGGCAUGCUACAGGAACACCUCCUGACUGACUUGAAGGUGCCUCAGAGUUAUGAAGUUCGGUUGACGCCCAUAACCCGCUUUGGGACUGGGGACAUGGCUACUCGCAUGAUCCACUAUUUAGAACCAAUCAGCUACCCUAACCCAGUAGGUAAUACCUGCCACUUUGAGGAUGAGAAGAUAUGUGGCUAUACACAAGACACGAUUGACAACUUUGACUGGAUUCGUCAGAGCAGCUUAACCCAUGAUCCCAAACGCUCAGCCAACACAGGCCCAACAAUGGACUUCAGUGGAACACCGGAAGGCUACUACAUGUUCAUUGAAGCCUCUGCACCCCGGGUGAAGGAUGACAAAGCUAGGUUAAUCAGUCCCAUGUACAACAUGACUGCCAGAUUCUGUGUCUCCUUCUAUUACCACAUGUAUGGGAAGCACAUUGGCUCCUUAAAUCUCUUGGUUCACGUGAAGAAUAAACAGCCCACACAAGCCUUGUCAAUCAAGGGGGACCAAGGAAAUUUGUGGCAACAAGCACAUGUUCCUAUCAACCCUGCAGGACCUUUCCAGAUCAUCUUUGAAGGUGUUCGUGGUACAGGUUCAGAAGGAGAUAUUGCCAUUGAUGAUGUCACUCUGAAAAAGGGUGACUGUCCAAGGAGGCCAACUGCCCCAAAUAAAGCGGUUGCCCUUCCAGGAAAUGGUGCAGUCACCCACCACAAAUCUUUCCUCUGUGGACCUCUACUUUUCUUCCUUUAUGUACUGCUCAGAUGAUAGCAAGCAACUGUUCUACUCUUCAAUCUAAGACAUUCCUCCUCCUUUCCUACUUGGUCACCUCUGCUCCUCUUGCUCCCACUCCUCACUGGCACACCAAAGUGUCUGUAUGUUACCAAAGACUAACAAGCAUGACUACACCAAGGAGAUCCAAUUCAGAACCUGAAGGAUUCCUGGAGGAAGUCAUCAUGUUUAAAAACCAAGCAAGUAUGAAUAAAAAUAAAGACACAAGAGAAAGUGGGAGGAAGCAAUGGAAAGAAGAGCUGUGAAUAACAGAAUGAAAAGGCAAAAGCAAGGAUGAAAAAAGAUAUUUAAAAGGAUAGAUGAAAGGGGGCAAGGCCAUGUUUCCCUAUGAACAGUGAACAGGACUUCCUCAGGGAAGUGGGAACUUUUGUUUUAAACAAAAACAAAAUAUAUUAAAGCACAAAUUUCUACCAGAACAGUUACCUUCUUGACUGCGGAGCCACAGUUUGUGGAGACAUUUUAGCACAGUGCUCACCUUCUGGAUCUCUGUGUUAUGACUUUUCCCUGAUGGGCUCUGUCAGCCACCUAUCUGCUGCAGCACCAUCUCACCCUCAUCCUUCCAAAAGAACAUCCCACUCGUCUCCAUUGGGGGCCACCCCCUCCUUGCAUCCUAGUGACCAUAGAUCCUUGUCCCUCAUUGCAUGUAUUCAGAGUCUCCAUAUGCAUUUUCAAGACUCUCAUGUAUUUAAUUGUCCAUGUGCAAUUUGCUUUGAAUCAUCCUUCACACCUUUGGGCGCCCAGCAUUUGGCUUAGUAAAGCAGAGAACAAAACCUGUUGUGCACUGUGGAGAAGGAUGGUGAAAUUUGAGGCAAGCAUAAGCUGCAGGACCAGCUUGUUGGCAUCUUCCAUCCUCCUCCUCCUCCUCCCCCCUUCAAGAGCUGUUCAACUCUUACCCUUUGCACUCAUUUCUGUUCACUAUCACACAGACAGAUUGUCAAAAUCCAGCACAGAGACUAAAACUAAAGGCCUCAUGGUAGAGCACCGAAGCAAGAUGGCUAGAUGGUGGCAUUGCAGUCAGUCGAUGUCAAAGCCUGAACCUUGGAAGCCUUAAAGCAAGGAUCUCCUUUCAUUUUAAUGUUAAUUUAUCAGCUUCUCAUUCUCUUUGUGUAAGUCACAACUGCUACAUUAAAAAAUGCAGGGAGAAUCAUAUAUUUCUUUUAAUUUUCUCCUGAUCUCUCCCCCAGGUUGUCCUUAUGACUUCUGAAAUGGCAAUACUUGCAUGUUAAUUGUGGUACCAAUUCUUGGUAUAUUACUAAUCACAGGGUGCUGAUACCAUGGUGCUUGGUUACCUAUUUAAGGACAAACCAGCUGUAUCUUGUUACGUGAUGAAGUGGGAGACAGGUGAAGUCUUAGAAGUUUGGUGGUAAUACAAAGAAUCAGGGAGUGAAACAUGCCAAACUCCUAGGAAUUGAAAUAGGCAGUGUACUCAGUUUCAAAAGGUGAAAUCUUUGGAUUUAAAAGAAAUAUUUGGAUUUAUUUAAAAAAUAAAUGCAUACAGAGUUGAAGACUAUAUGAUGUAUGCUAUGCUACCACUGUGAGAAAAUAAAUUAUCCCAGGCAAGUCAGAUUGUUACUUCCAGAUUUGAGGUUGGCAAUAGUGAGCCAACAAAAUCUUUAGGUCUGAUGCUACAGUUUUAAAGCCAAGUGGAAUUGGUCAGAACAUGCUGCCACAAUGAGCUGCUAGGGGUAGGUCUUAUCAUCCCCUUCCUGUGAUUACAAGCAUGGAAAAGAGAUAGAUACCAUGUAAGUAUAUGCAUGACACAAAUGCAUCCAUUACUCCCACAUUGUGAAUUGCAUUUGUAUUCCAGGAUCUAUUUCAGAUUGUAGAAUUCCAUCAUUGAUCUAUUUAGGUGUAGAAUUCCCAUUAUCUUCCCAACUAUAUUCAAUGAACAAGUUUGGGCUUCCCCAGUCAAUAAUAAUUAUAUAGAGGGGGGAGAUUAAAAUAAUGUAGAUAAAAGUAAAUAUUGUGACCUCUCCAUUAUCAGGUAUUUUUGCCACUAUUCCACACAUUUUUUAAAAAAAAUGAUGUUUUCAGAGCUGAGUUUAUUGUUUUAAGGAAGCUACUGAAGUCCUAAGCAAGUCAAGCACAUAGUUAUGGCCAGAUUAUCUUCAGCACUUCCAUGAAAUUGUGUUUUCUCCUUCCAGUGGACAUCUUCAAAACUUUGUACAGCUGAAAAUGCAUAUUAUGAUUGGUAUCUUCAUUCUAUGGGAUAUCAGAACAAUAUCUAUGUUCGUAUAUAUAGGUAAAUUCAGAUUUAUGAUAUCAUGUGUUACCGGAAAUACACAAUGUUAUCAUAGCUAUAAAAGUUUUAGGAAAGGUGGAGAUGGGAGCAAAAAAAGCAAAGGGUAAGGAUGUGGUGAUAUUUCUAUCUGAGUAUAUGGAUUCUGGCAAUGCAUUUAUAGCACCUUGGCAUUUUCUUUAAUCUAACAUUACCAUAUCACUUAAUCAGGAUCUGGUUAUAUGAUUUCUUCUGCCCAAAGGCAUUUUUGCUGUUCAAAAGAACUAAAAUCUAUAGUUGUUUAUCUCUGUUAAACUAGAAGCAAGCUCUGACAAAGAAUUCAGUCAUGUCUUUCAAAAACAGGAUGCUAAUAGUGAAAAAUGGAUCAUUAACCAAAAUAAAAUACAUAUACAAUAUUGGUGCAGAAGGAGGCACAAAAAAGGAGAGGGGUCUUAAACAUCUAAUAUUUCCAUUAAUGAGAUUUUAAAAAUGAAGGCUGCAUCACCUUUUCUUCUGAUCACAGGGUUCUUAGAACCAUUGGAGUUCUACCAGUACUAAUAGGAUGCCUUCUUGGUCUUUAGGCAAAUCUCUUCCAACUUUUAGCAGGAACUAGUUUUCCACUUGGGACCCCUUCUGGUUCCAUCCUUUUUUAUGAAGUACAGCUGAAGCAUCUUCCACAGAGUCCACUGUAAACACUGCACAAUAGAUUCAUGAAAAUGUUUAAACCUGCCAGUAGGUGAGAUUCAUAAUUUUUUUCAGGAUCCAAACACUGAGCUAUGUGUCCCCUAUUUGGAGUCAGAAACCACAGUUUAAGAAGCCCCGAAUUAGGCAAACAAGAGACACAGAUCAAAAGUUUAUCAUAGUUACAUUAUUUGAAGACAUUGGGAGAGAUCUUGUAGAAGAUAUGAUUGCAUGGUUGGGCCUAGCAAACCUAUCCCUCCAGCUUUCCAAGGUUUUGCAUGCAUCUGAAUCUGUCCUCAGAACAGGGAGAAAAUACUGAUCUUGCAACCCGCUCAAUAUCAGCUUUAUUAUGUGAGCAUGAGUCUAUGUGAGAAUGGAUGAAAGAAGUGCCUAUUUACAUGGAAAGACUAGAUUGUCCUGUAGGGAUUGACCAAGUAUACCACUAUCAGGUAUCUACCAAUGAGAAAUCGGCCUUUUAAUCAUCCUCACAGAAGUCUCAGGGAGCCUCAUGUGUAGAUACCUGUCUCGUGUUCAUUCUCUUUCCUUGCUAUGGCUUAGAAGCAAUUGGUUACCUUUUCUUGGGGAAAAAAUGUUUUCAAGUGCCUUUGCUUGUCAGAAAUAUAAAAGUGAAAGGUGUUGAUCCAGUCAGUAGGAAUCUGCUAUUGCUAUGAGUGAAUUUCUCAGAAAUACAAGACUGCAGCAGUGGAAGGAGAGAAGGAAUUGCUCCCAUCUCCCGGUUCUGAAGACAGGAGCUAUUCCAUCAGCCAAGUGACAGCACUGGAUCCUGCCCAGAAUGAAAGAUUUCAUGACAUUGACCAGAUUACUCACAGGAGGAACAGAGUGAGCUAGUACAGCAGUAAGGACAACUCCCUUAUGCAGGACAAUGUAGCGUACUUGUAGAACCUGUCAAGGAUGAGCUCAUGCUGAAAGCUAAAAAAUGUUUGCAAGUUUCUAUUACAUGCAGUAUUAGGCCCAAUUUUUUAAAAGAAAGUGGUUUUUCUUUUGAUUACCUUCACAGAGGAGAAAACAUUUCCUACUGAUUUCAAGUAGAUAGGUAAUAUUCCCUUUCUAAUUUGGAACAGAACGUACUCUGGGAACAGUGCUAUGUCAAGACAGCAUCAUUCCCAGGGGCUUUGUGGGAAGGGAAAAACAUGCUAAAGAAUUCCUCUCUGCCCCAUUGCCACAAUGAAAUCACAAAUAUUCUCUUCCACAGCUUUGUAGGGAAACAAAUAGUUUCCCAAAAGAGAGGAUUUUUCUCUAGACACUUGAACAUUCAGACCUCCCAAGUAAAUGUCAGGUACUUCAGUGAAGUAUUAUCAACCACUUAGGAAUCAAAAGCUACUUACAGCCUAAUAGCUGUCAGGUGUUGUGCUGUUAUUUAGAGUACAUAUAAAAUUAUCAUUCUGAUUCAUCAAAGUGGCCCUUUUUUCUGAAUAUAAGAAGCUUAGCACCCAGGUCCCUAGACAUGUAAACUUUUGAAGAUAAAACCAGAUUAAAGGAGUGCUUUGGCUGGUUGUAGUCUUGCGUAAUUGGCCCUCUCUAUUGUGAUGAACUUGUCACAUGAGACAUUCCUUCCACCUCAGAAGUGAGGCACACAGCUGCCUCUAAGCAAUCACUAUGAAUACAACUGUAAAUAUAGGUUGAGCUAUCCUGGGAGGUACUACAAAAAUAAGAGCUGCUAUUAUCUUUAUCAAAGUAUCUGUUGCACGAGAUGCAAUAAAAUCAAGAAGGCAUUCCAGUUAAAGAUCAAAGCUGUGUGGGUGGGUAUCUGCAGAAUAUUUUGUAUGUUCACAUUCUUACAUUUAAACAUUUUUAUCAGAGCAAUAAAUAAGAUAUGCUGUUAAAAAUGGUAAUACAGUAUCUUGAAUAGUGGGUCUAUUUAUUACAAUUUAUUUAUUACAAUAUUUAUAUCCCGCCCUUCUCACCCAACAGGGGACUCAGGGCGGCUUACAAAAAACACAUAUAUAAAAGUGUACAGUGCACUAUAAAUCAGUUAAAAAAUAAUUAUUAACUUACAUCAGUAUUAAUAAAACACAUUAUCUGUCCUAACAGUUAAAUACAGCUUCCAGAUGCAGAGGACAUAUACAAACUUCCAUGUACUGAGAACAAGCAUAUUACCAUCUUGAUUCAGCAGUGGACCUCUGCCUCGGAGUGUGGUGGAAGCUCCUUCCUUGGAGACUUUUAAACAGGCUGGAUGGCCAUCUGUGAGGGGUGCUUUGUGCUUUUCUUGCAUGGCAGGGGGUUGGACUAGAUGGCCCAUGUGGCCUCUUCCAACUCUAUGAUUGUUUCAUAUGGUUUCAAAGCAUAUCUGGUAUUACAGUUGAAGAGUUACCACCAGAAUUGAUAGAUCCUGGAUCAGAAGCAGCAGAGAUUUUUACAUUCAACAUAUGUAUACAGAUGCCCCCUGUAAGUUUGAUUUUUACUGCUAUGCAUUUGUUGCCUUUUGAAAAAUAGUACCUCAUUACUUUCUGUGCUUGUAUUGUCAAGGCAGUCUAAGGAUUGUAUUCCCACCAGGUGAAAUAGAAUGUAUUUCUUAUAUGGAAUAAUUAGUUUCACAAAACUAAUCAAAAGAGCAGACAAGAUAUUAUGUGAUUUAUCUAACCAAUGGAAAAAGGUCAGAGGAAUGAAUGAGAAGGAAGGGGUGAUUUUAGAGUAUUGAAAUCUGGGUGUUUGUAGCAUCUGACUAGGGGAAAUGUAUAAUUUCAUUGGCGUGGUUGUCUCUCUUCCUGUCAUUAUAGAUAUAUCUUAAACAUGUAAUAUCAGUUAUUCCUAAGGAGGGCCACUUUAGCAUGGUUCCAAGGACAUCUCAAUAAUUUCUAUAGAGCUAUAUCAUCAAUGACAGAUACAAAUACAUUUUUAUAACUGAACAGGUGAAGCGAUCAGAAUUUAAUGUCUGAUUUGCUACAAUACAAUUGUAGCUCAGGUGCACCUUAUAUAAAGGAUGAGAGAUUUCAGACUAGAUAAGUUAACCAAUAUUCUUCAAUAGACAUGAAGUCGUUUAUCUAUGUAAUCCCUAUUUUAAAGCUUACAUGACAUUGCUCAGGCCUUAUGGAGGUAUUCAUGUUGUUGAGACCUGGAUUUAUUCCACUCUAGUAUAAUGGAAACAUUCAAAAUAUGGAACCCUUGUUUGCCUCUAUCAGAAUCCUCUAAUCUGCUGCUUCCGUUGACUUCCUACUCUCAUAGUCGGUCAUUUUUGCAAUUUAUGCUUCUUUUCUUUCAGUUACAUGGAGCACAUUGUAACCAAAACCAGCAUGCCAAGAACAGGACUGGCAUCCUCUGUAUAGGACCUGCCAGUCUUUAAAGUGCUGUCUCCGUGUUUCAGUGUUUUCCAUUUGCCCUGAUUGGCCUCAGAUGAUGUUUAAUAAAUGAGCAUGACAUUUACAGAGAAAGAUCUCCCAUAGUGCCUUGGAAAAUUGCAUUUUAACAAGGGCCAAUUAUGUUCUGUGGUAACUGCAGGCUAGAGACUUUGGUUAUCACAGGAAGCUUACAACCCUUAUCUGUUUGGCAGCAAAAGAGGAAGGCAAAGGCAUCAGAGUGCUCUUGAGUUUUGCCCCAAACAGAAAGCCAAGCCAGGGCAGCCUUAUGUUUGAUGCAAGGCCAGGAGGUGGUUGCUAAUACAUAUAUAAAAUAUGUGAAUUAACAUGUAAGAACAAACAAUUAUAUUCUUGUUCACUCAGGCCUGGUUGUUACUGGAAGCAAAGUCUAAUCCUACUGGUAGUCCUAAAUAGAUUUACCAGUUCUUGCAUGGAGAGUCAACCUUUAGGUAAAUAUCAGAUUCAUGUGUCUGUUCAGUUUGGGACUAUUAUUAGGAUUAAAGACAAAAGAUAUGGAUAUUAGACAACAAGGAUCUAAGAUAACAGAAGUAACUGUAGCAUGUUAGAUUGCAGUAGCAGACCAUAAUACAGUCAGCCCUCCACAUUGGGGUUAGGGGCAAAGGACCACCCUGAAAGUGAAAAAUUGCAAAAAUAAAAAUAAAAUGCUGGGAUUUUUUUUUUUACAUUAAGAGAAGACCUCCAGGAGUGUCUAGGUCUUCCAACUCAUCUCUAUGGUUAAUUUCCUUUGAAAUCUCCAGAUUCACCAGCAUGACUGAAGGACAUUUACCAAAAAGUCACAACAGAAGAUCUAGCAAUUCCCAGAGAGCACAUUUUUAAUCAAAUCUGUGAAAAGUCACAUCCAAAAAUUCAAAAACAAAAAUGUGUGUAUGUUCCAGUUGAUGAAAGAUGAAAUGAAGACAGUUUAACUAUUUAGCAGGUAAAUUGAUGGUUACAUUGAUACAACAUUAGGUUCCUAGUUAUGAGCAGACUUUGUUUUAUCCUGCCACUGGUAUACUACAGCCCCAAAUAGGUUAAUGCCUAAGGCAUAGCUCAAUUGUAGUCCCUCUCAUCCCCAAACAUCAAUAAAGGCCAGUUCCUUGAAAAGUCAUGCUGUAGCAUUAGAACACCAAUUCUUGCUUUCGGUUUCAUCUGUCCCAGUCCUGCUUAAAGCAAACUGUUUUCCUGUUACGUGGAAGAGCCAGUCCAGGUUGUAAUUCAUUUUUACCACAUGUUAAACUUGCAAAAGCUUGGUAUUUUAGAUUAAAAUGGCUUUUCCAGACUCCAUACUUUAAAAUUAAUAUAAUAAUCAGAAGAACAUCUUGUUGGUAUCUAUUGUGGCACAGUGUUAUAGAUGUGACCAUCAGUGGUACUAGUUCAUUAUUCUAAAAUCCCUUUCUGUAGUAUCCAUCCUGACCUCAAUUACCCAAUAAUGAUUAUUAUCUAAGCAUAAUUCUGUAUAAAAAUAUAGAUAUAUACACACUGUCACAAAGGCCAGGGGUGUUAUCUUCCUCAAGGAGUAGCCAUUUGUCACGCAAAGCUCCGAAGGCAAUGAGUUUAAGGAUUAACACUGUUCUCUAGAACAGUAUUAAUUAAACGGUGCUCCAUGCAGUCAUGCUGGCCACAUGACCUGGAGGUGUCUAUGGACAAUGCCAGCUCUUCGGCUUAGAAAUGGAGAUGAGCACCAACCCCCAGAGUCAGACAUGACUGGACUUAACGUCAGGGGAAAACCUUUACCUUUACCCUAGAACAAUAAUGUAGGAAUAGGAGGAACAGAAUAAUGUUUUUAAGGAGCUUUCUAAAUAUAAAAUUUGUGAGGAAGCCAUAGAAGGAAACAAUACUUCCACUGCAAUUACCACUUUCCCCAAAAUCCAAGAAGUUUGUGGUCCAGGAAUUUAGACACUAGCAAUGCGAGCUCUACUGUUAAUCAAGGAGAGGUUCCUUGAUUCAAAGGAGUUAUUAUGAAAAUGUAGCAAAUUGUCAUGCUUUAUAAAAAUGUCCAGAAUCCUACAGCAUAUACUUAACUAAAUAUUUAACUUCUCCUGGCCUUACUUUUUUCCCUCUCCUAAACUUCUGAUCAUUGACAGGAUGACUAUCCUUCUCCCAAUGCAAUGAAUUAUAGUCUUAUUUACUUAUUAUUUAUUCAUUGCAUUUAUAUUCCGUCUUUCUCCAAGAGUGGGACCCAAGGCAGCUUCCAAAAUAAUUAAGUAUUCACAAUAUAAUUCUAAAUUAUGGUCGUAAUGUCAAAAUCAUAUUUAGUACUGUUCACGAAUGCAAAACCAUAACCAUGUUAUAGGGAGCUGGAGAUCUGCCAAUUGAAACCACAUGUUUGCAUAAAAGGUGCAGUGCUGUAGACUGAUUUGGGAUUGAAGAAAGGUUGUCAGUACUUUUGAGCACAGGCUCAACAGUGCAAUGAUCUGUUUCAGCUCACUGAAUGAAGCUUUUAGCCUUCUCACCCACAAAAUUGUCCUUAGUUUCCCAUUCACGUUUUCACAAAUUUUAGUUGUUGCUAUUUGACAAGUAGUUGGAAGUCAGAAAACCCUUCCAGAACUACUGCCAGUCACUCAGAGGUUUACCAGUAGAUCCAAAUCUAUCUUUUAUUUACUUCUGCCUGCAACAGGCAUUUAACAAGGAGAUUCUUUAUGAUAUAAUAGCAUUUGCACAGAUUCUUUCACUGCUUGUGAUUGUAUAGGAAACUCGCUUUGGCUUGGUUCAGAAUUGGCUUAGUGUUUUAGGGAUAGAAAUCUUAAUUCCUUCAUACGAGAACAAUGCCUAUUUCAUUCUUGCAUGCAAAUCAUAUCCAAAUGUCAUGGGCAAGACUACAAAAAACCAUUGCUUUCUUUGAUAAUUUUAAUACUUCAGGUCUUUCCUGUGAAAAAUGCUUUCUCAAAAAUCAUUUUUAACAGAAAAUGGUGUAUUUUGCACAAAUAAACAAAAUACACAUGGGCAGACAUGCUGUUCAAUAUCAUAACCCUACCUCAUGAUGUUAUGAUUAUGCGAAUUCAUGGUUAUGGUCAUUGAAUCAAUGCAAUGAUCAAAAGUCUUAAGCAACCUACUUUUCAAGUGAUCCGACACACACACCCAGGUCCUGUCACAGAUGCUUGCCACGUUUUACCCCUGGGAGAGGGCUGAGCACAUCAUCACUCAUUGUCCUGCUCUCCAGCACUUCCCAAAAAUCACCUGCAGGUAGGAUUUGCAGGGGAGACAUAGCUACAUCAUCAUAGUCAUGUCUUUGGUGCAGGAUCUUGACUACUUUUCUCUGUGUAAUCAAUGUUUUUUGCACAAAAACAAGGGAUUUGGGGGAUAUUUUUUUACAAAAAAAGUACUGAAUUAUGAAAAAACCUUAUUGUGUUUGACUGUUUUCUUGUCAGAGUCUCAUGUUUCAUCACAGACUAGAAAAUUUGUGAGUUUUCUUUUCAUCCCUGGCAUGAACCAGUGUUCUCAGUGAACAUUCAGCAAAAAGCUUUAUUUUUUCCAAGAGUUCUCUCAUGGCUAAUAAUGUUACCUUGUGCACACAGAUGCUGCUCCGUGUCCAUGCAUUAGUUUACUUCCUGCUCUGAAAACUCUGCUUUGGUUUGGUUUUCCAUGCAUGAUUGACGUUGUAGGGAAAGGUGGGUACCAUUCUUUUGUGGCUGGAAAUCUGGCAGCAUGAGAUCAUUUCACAAAUUGUAUGUACAUUUUAAAAAGCUCAGGUAAUUUCACAGCAUUCAGUAGUAGGCUUAUCAAAAGCAAGGGGUUAACUCUGAAGAAUUGCAGUGCGUAUGCCUACAAAGCAUCUGGCUUUGGGCGGCUGGUCUGCUGAAUGCUGAUCAGGCAGUCAAAGAAUCUCAUUUAACAUUCUGAACCAGAGAAGGAUGUCGGGCGCAUAUGACACUCGAUUCAUAGUACAGUCAACCAUUACAAGCUGGACAAAUAUCUAUAUUGAACCAAGUCAUUAUGAACUUUGGCACCGCCACUAAUUAUAGCUGCAUAUUCUGAACAGAGCAUCUCUUUUUAACUUUGUUCUGUAGUGGUGAUUUUCAGAAUCGAGUAGAGAGGAAAGAAUGGGUGUAUAUGUACUUGAGAAUUUAACAACUAUAUUUCUCUGAUGCCAAGGGCAACACCACUGUAUAGAAAUGUGCUGCUAUACUAGGUGUAUAAUAAAGUAUAUCUGUUGGGGAUGCUUUGAAUGCGAUUUCCUGCUUCUUGGCAGGGGGUUGGACUAGAUGGCCCAUGAGGUCUCUUCCAACUCUAUGAUUCUAUGAUUCUAUAAAUCCAGGGUAUAAAAAUGCAGCUGAUAUGGUGUACAGUAUAUAACCCCCCUGCCAUUAAUUAAGAGCCUAUCAACAGCCAACAGAUCAAGCUAGUGCGGUUUCUAUUGGAGCUUUUGCCACAUCUGCAUGACCAAAGGUUGGACAAAUAGCCAAUCUGGUCCCUUAGAGUUUUAUGUUUUUGAGAACCCCUCACUUUCCCACCCUGCAGUGGCCAUAUUUUUUUUUCUCAAAAUCACUUCCUGUUUUUUUAAGGCUUGCGUGGACAUAGUGUGCAGGAAAAAUAGAAUAAAAUUGCAUGGGAAUGUGUCAACAUGUUCAGUGGGACAUCCGUCCCCUCCUUUGACCUUUGUGCAGAUUACCAGGGUCCUACAUAGGCAAAUACAGCACAAAGAACAGCCUGUUGCCCAAGACACAGUUUGGAAAAAUAGGUGAAUGAAUAUUUAGUAUAGUUCCUGCUGCUACUUGCAUAAGAGAGAUUAUUACACUAAAAUUAAUUUUGCUAAAGGACAUUUGCUUAGAUUCCCACAUUGAAAUACCAUACAAAAUGUCAUUGAGAUUUUCAGCUUUGGAUUUGUCUGUAAGUAAUUGCUUGUGAUCAUUUAAACUUCACAUUUCAGUCCUUGCUAGAUAUUUUUUGUGUUCUGAAUUACCUGUUUUUACACCUUUUACACUUUAUGCAUUUCUUCUUAUAAUCGCCAAACCAUAUCAAUGGAAAGAAUGUCUAGUAUGCCCCUUUGAGCUCAUUUCAGAUUUAUGUGCAACGUUUCACAUGUAGUUUGACAGUACUUGCAUUUUAGUUUUAAGACAGCCACCUUAGCCAAAAGACAUUUCUGAAAUUCAAAUACUACAUUUCCCUGCUCUUAGAAACCAAAAUGUUCCUGAGAAAUACAUGUGUUCUAUUUUGAGACUUGAUCAGAAAUAAAGAUAAUUUUAAUUUUUCAUGA
Messenger RNA from Anolis carolinensis (green anole), 15149 nucleotides. It is a transcript of the gene mdga1, whose product is annotated as MAM domain containing glycosylphosphatidylinositol anchor 1. Lineage: Eukaryota; Metazoa; Chordata; Lepidosauria; Squamata; Anolidae. Bases 884 to 3718 code for a protein of 944 amino acids. The transcript has 17 exons. Gene Ontology annotation, molecular function: axon guidance receptor activity; protein binding. Gene Ontology annotation, cellular component: axon; plasma membrane; neuronal cell body. Gene Ontology annotation, biological process: synapse organization; homophilic cell-cell adhesion. The record is from RefSeq and is a predicted model, not a curated record.